AUGACCAGUGACGUGAGCAGCCUCCCGCUGUGCCCCACUCUGCGCUCCAAGCUCUCGGCUGCAGGUUUUACCAGUGCUGCAGCUGUGGCUCAGGCUGACCCAGCGAGGCUGGCAGCAGAUGCCGCAGUGACGCUGGAGGAUGCCCAGAGGGCACAGCAUGCGGCAGAUGCCAGGACUCGCAGCGGCCUGGCCGGCGCCCUGUCAGCCAAGGCCCUGUAUGACCGCGAGCGGCGCUCCCAGCGCAUCAUCACCUUCUGCGCGGGGCUGGACAGCAUCCUGGGGGGUGGCGUGGGUCUACAGCAGAUCACGGAGGUCUGCGGCGGGCCUGGGCUGGGCAAGACGCAGCUGGGGAUGCAGCUGGCCCUGGACGUCCAAAUCCCCGACUGCUUCGGGGGGCUGGGCGGGGAAGCGCUGUACGUCGACGCCGAGGGCGGCCUGACCCUGGAGCGCCUGACGCAGAUGGCCGACGCGCUGGCGGCCCACCUGCGCCGCGUCGCCGCGGCGCGCGCCGUCGCGCGCCGCGCCCAGGCGGCCGCCGCCCUCACCCGUGAGCGCAUGUUCGACGCGGUGCACCUCUACCGCGUGCACGACCUGGCGGAGCUGCUGGCGGUGGUGGACGGGCUGGUGGCCACCUUGGCGGCCCGCCCCGCCAUUCGCCUGGUGGUGGUGGACAGCAUCGCCUUCCCCUUCCGGCAGGACCACGCUGACCUGGCGGCGCGGACGCGCCAGCUGGCGCAGCUGGGCCAGAGCCUGAUGGAGGUGGCCGUCGCGCACGAUGUCGCGGUGGUGCUCACCAACCAUGUCACCACGCGGCCGGGGGAGGACGGGGGGGCGCCGCCCCGCCUGAUCCCGGUGCUGGGGGACACCUGGGCGCACGUCGCCACCUCGCGGCUAAUGCUGUACUGGGAGGCGGGGGCGCGCCGCGCCUUCCUGUACAAGUCCCCCUCCCAGCCCCCCGCAUCCUGCGAGUACCUGGUCACGGGCGAGGGGAUCCGGGGCAGGAGGCAGCCUGCCAAGCGGGGCCCCGAGGGCGAGUGCCGCGGGGAGGCGGCAAAGAAGUGA
This is a messenger RNA of Auxenochlorella protothecoides, 1062 nucleotides long. RefSeq names its product DNA repair protein RAD51-like protein 3. Gene Ontology annotation, biological process: reciprocal meiotic recombination; meiotic DNA recombinase assembly; DNA repair. Gene Ontology annotation, cellular component: Rad51B-Rad51C-Rad51D-XRCC2 complex; Rad51C-XRCC3 complex; replication fork. Gene Ontology annotation, molecular function: ATP binding; ATP-dependent DNA damage sensor activity; four-way junction DNA binding. The transcript is spliced from 4 exons. Lineage: Eukaryota; Viridiplantae; Chlorophyta; Trebouxiophyceae; Chlorellales; Chlorellaceae. The coding region runs from base 1 to 1062 and encodes 353 amino acids. The record is from RefSeq and is a predicted model, not a curated record.